Anopheles coustani is the source of this 3240-nucleotide messenger RNA. RefSeq names its product transient receptor potential cation channel protein painless-like. The transcript has 4 exons. Gene Ontology annotation, biological process: monoatomic ion transport; transmembrane transport. Gene Ontology annotation, cellular component: membrane. The coding region runs from base 1 to 3240 and encodes 1079 amino acids. The record is from RefSeq and is a predicted model, not a curated record. NCBI's taxonomy places the organism in Eukaryota, Metazoa, Arthropoda, Insecta, Diptera, Culicidae. Gene Ontology annotation, molecular function: monoatomic ion channel activity; protein binding.
AUGGCAGAAGGGGCAACACUGCUCAAUAUGGAGGAGCCGAAACGGAAGGAUCUGCGGUCCAGGCGCUGUGAAUUGCAGGAAGAGCUGGAGAAUGGCCUGAAAAAUUUGCUACGUUGUGUACCGCCGACUGAGACCAACCUGGAUCAGUUCCGAGCGUUGUUGGAUGACCCGAAAUGGGCGGAACUGAUGGAGCUGGUGAAUCAGAUGAAAACGUGGGACGUGAAGACGACCAUCCCGGAGCCGAAGACGUUUCUCAACCACACACGCUUCCAGGUGCUACUGGCGGAUAUGCUAUCCGACAUCGGCAAGUACGAGCCGUACCUGAAGCUGUUCAUCGAGCGUUUCGAGGCGGAGAAUGAGCUGGUUGCACCGAAACAGCCAACGGGAGGGAAAAAGGGUGAGAACCAGGAGCCCAGACAGGCGAACGUUUCCGGAAAAAUCGACGCCCCGAUACACUUUGCGGUGAUGCAGCUGAACGAAGGAUUUCUGGAGUGGUUGCUGGGACGCUCGCGAACCGAUGUUAACCAGCGCAACAGCCACAAGGAGACGGCGUUGGCGAUUCUGUGUGAAAAGUACGAUGAAUGUCUACGCCAGGGCAAGCAACCCGAGGAUGCGAACGCCCGACUGCCACAGCUUCGGAAGCUUAUAGAGCGCCUGUUGACGGCAGGAGCAGACUUUAAUAUCUGCAGCAUGAGGAAUAAGCUCCCGAUCGAGAUGCUCUACAAGUCCGUUGGAACGGCCGAAGUCAGCUUGGCGUCGGACACAAAGGACUUCGUCCACCAGUGCAUCGAGACGGCUAAGCAUGCGCUGGUGGUGAUCAAAACCGAAGGAAACGUACGUCUCGCUAGGUUCCUCAAUAAUGCAACUAACGUGAACCUCACGGUGGAGCUGUUCGAGAUAUUUCUCCGACAUAAGGACGUGGAGCAGUUUCAAAACUACUGGCCCAAGUUUGUGGUGACGCGAGAAAACGUAAAGAAGGUGAUCCGUCUGCUGCUGCAUACGACCCUGGACCAGAAGCUGCCCGAAUGUCUGCGGUUGGUGGUGGAGAAGAACGAAAAGAUGAUAUUUAAACUGGUUGAUCGACCACAGAAGCAAGCAAAAGAGCGUGCGAAGAACCAGUGCGCGGUAGCUGACCAGCGUAGCAGCGAGAUGGAACAUCGGGUGGAGCUGAAAGGGUUGCUUCGGAAGGCGUGCGAAAUGGGAGACCUGGGAGUGCUGCAGCUGCUGGUGAAGAACAUAACCGAUUUGAUUCUGCUGAACGACGAUCCACUGCUGGCCGUCACGCUGACCAAGGCGCACAAGACCAAGCGCCGUAGUGAGGAUCGAGCGGACCUGCUGGCCUGCGCGGAGUACCUGGCCGACACGCAAACCAUCCACAUGUCAAAGGUCGAUGAUUCUGGCAACACACCGCUUCAUCUGGCGCUUAAGUAUGGCUUCGAGUCGGUGGCGUUGGCCCUGCUGAAGCAGCGGUACGCGUACCUAGGCCUCCGCAAUCGCGACAAUCUUACCCCGCUUGACUACGGGACGUACGAGUUCUGGAAGAGCUACCUGGACCGCUGCAUCGAGGUGGAGGCGGACCGAGGUAACGAUAAGCGCAUGCUACGCUUCAACCUGAACUGCUUCGCACCGUUCACGCACGGCAAGGCGGCACUGUCCGCGACGCAUCGUGGCGGUGGAAAGACGCGAAAGUGGAAGUUUGUGCAGGACGCUACCAGUGCCAACCAUCAACCACGGCGGUACGAGCGAACUGUCACCGAGAUGACCACCGUGCGUCAGAUCGCGCAGAGCAAGGAGCUUAAGCCACUCCUUAUCCACCCCGUCGUCCACACGUUCAUCAUGGUCAAGUGGAUGCGAUUGAGCCAUUGGAACUACCUCAACCUCGUCCUGACAGUUCUUACAGCCGUACUAUUCGGUAGUUUCUCACUAACCGCCUGUUCGCACGAAGGACCGAGCAAAAUACUACUAUGGUUCAGCGCUCUAGCGGCCUUGUUGAUGGGUUUCCGCGAAAUACUCCAAAUGUUGUUCCUUCGCAAGUCGUACAUGUCGUUCGACAAUGCCCUAGAUAUUGCCAACAUUGUCGCGAUGAUCUACGUACUGUGUGACGGUUGCAAGGGACUCGUUUCUUCGCUAGUGGUAAUCAGCCUAGCCUUGCAGGUGACCUUCCUACUCGGUUCACUCCCUUUCAACAGUCUCUCGACAAUGAUGUACAUGUUCAAGACGGUAUCGAUAAACUUCCUCAAGAGCUUCGGGCUGUUCAUCCCGCUUAUUGGGGCGUUCAUUUACGCGUUUUACCUGACGUACAACGAGUCGCCGAUCGAGAGAGCGAAACGGGAUGCCUGCACCGAGGAUGACUGUGUCGAGAAGAACUUCAACAGCUUUCACACGUUCUGGAAUGCGACCAUCAAGACGCUGGUGAUGACGUCCGGCGAGCUCGAGGCGUCCACGUUGGACUUCGACGAGGGCAAGCUGGUGCUGUUUCUGCUGUUCCUCUUCAUCGCGCCGAUCGUCAUCAUGAACCUGAUCAACGGUCUCGCGGUCAGCGAUAUCGCCGCCAUCCGGGAGGAGUCGGAGCUGAUCAGCAUCAGCAAGAAGGUGAUGCUGCUCGAGCAGUACGAACGUGGCGUGGCGAACGUACGCCCGGCCUACCUGCACAAGCUCUUCCCCAAGCCGUUCUUUGCCGAGCACAACAGCUGGAUUCAGGUGCGGGCCAAGGAGUUCCGCAAGAUCGAGGUGCACCGGAAGGACGAACCGACUCGCCCGCACAACACCACCGCCUUUGAGCCGCUCUCCAUUUUUCCCCUGCUGGGCGACGGUUGCUCGAACGUGCUGCUGAACUUCCGGCUGUUUAAGAUCUCGCUGUUCAUGCGGCUCGAUCAGUCCAUUCUGACCGAUGCGCUGGCGAUCCACGAGAAGCGACAUCCGUUCACCCGAACCCCACUAGCGGCCACCGUUACCUCCACGUCUAUUGCGUCGAGCCUCAGCCCUCAGAGAACGCCCAGCCCGCCCGUCACUCCCACGGCGCCGAAACGGGUAGACAUGUUCGCCGCCGGACUUAACGACGUUCACCGGGAACUGCAGGAGCUGAAGAAGCAGAUGAAAACGCUGAUGGAGCAGGUCCAGCUCAAGCCGAAACGGGGCAAGCAGCACGUCAAGGAGAAAGGCCUCCGACGGAAGGCUCGCAAAAGGCUGCGGCGCGGUUUGAGGCAAACUUUGCCGGACCAUCAAACCGGAGAUCAGUAG